This is a messenger RNA of Cynoglossus semilaevis (tongue sole), 2527 nucleotides long. Its product is annotated as FERM domain-containing protein 7. The coding region runs from base 135 to 2465 and encodes 776 amino acids. The transcript has 13 exons. Gene Ontology annotation, molecular function: guanyl-nucleotide exchange factor activity. Gene Ontology annotation, cellular component: cytoskeleton. The record is from RefSeq and is a predicted model, not a curated record. NCBI's taxonomy places the organism in Eukaryota, Metazoa, Chordata, Actinopteri, Pleuronectiformes, Cynoglossidae.
UCGGUCACUUUUUCUUCGUCUUCACCUCCUCUUCUUUGGCUCCUCCCAAACCUCUCUCGGUCCGUGCUCGGCCGUGGACUGUCCGUUCUGUGCGUAAAAACCGACCAGCCUCUGAGUCCAGAGAGGAGAAAGAGAUGGAGGAGCGUUCUCCUCUCUCCCAAAGAUUCUCUUCCUCUCAGAACAAACUCCGGCUCAGGGUCAUUUUUCUGGACGAGAGCGAGCGAACAUUUGAGGUGGAGUGGAAGGUCUCAGGAGGAGACUUCUUCAACAGGGUGUGUGGCCACCUGAAGCUGCUGGAGAAGGAGUACUUUGGUCUGGAGUUCAGGCACCACACUGGCAACUAUGUUUGGGUGGAGAUGCUGAAGCCACUGGUCAAACAGAUCAGAUACUCCAACCAUCUGUUCUUCAGGUUCAUCGUCAAGUUCUUUCCUCCUGAUCCAGGACAGCUGAGGAGAAGUCUGACCAGGUAUCUCUUUGCUCUGCAGAUCAAACAGGACUUGUCCAAUGGCAGUCUGACCUGCAAUGACAACAGCGCCGCCCUGUUGGUCUCUUAUAUACUACAGUCAGAAAUUGGGGACUUUGAGGAAGAAUUGGACUGUCAGCACCUGGAGAUGAAGCAGUACGUUCCCAACCAGGAAUAUCUGGACCAUAAGAUCAUCAAGUUGCACAGGACUCUCAGAGGAACGUCUCCUGCAGAGUCGGACGUUCAACUCCUGGAGGUGGCCAGGAAGUUGGACAUGUACGGAAUCAGACCACAUCCUGCCCAGGACGGAGAAGGGUUGAGGAUCAACCUGGCUGUGACCCACUCAGGUGUUCUGGUCUUUCAGGGAAACACCAAAAUCAACACCUUCAGUUGGGCCAAAAUCCGCAAACUGAGCUUCAGACGCAAACACUUUCUGAUCAAACUGCACGACAAAGUGGGGCCCUCCUGUAAGGACACUCUGGAGUUCUCCAUGGCCAGUCGAGAUGUUUGUAAAAGCUUCUGGAAACUGUGUGUGGAACAUCACGCCUUCUUUCGGCUCCCAGAGGAACCCAAGGUGGUCCAGAAAGGCCUGUGGUCAUGUUCGGGCUCCAGCUUCAGAUACAGUGGCCGAACACAGAAGCAGCUGCUGGACUGUUGGAGCUCCGUACAGAAGAGACCCGCAAUUUUUGACAGGACUUACUGUCAAAACGACUUUGAUCCCAGACAGUGCAGAUCUUCUCCUGACCUCCUCACCGAUGUCUCCAAACAGAUGUACGAACAGGUCUUCCCCUUCUCCCGCCCACCUCUGAACAUUCACAGUCACAAAGAUCUGGAUCCUUGUUCCCAGGACCUGGACCGCAUUGAAAUCACAGAAGGAGGGGCUAAACGCAGCCAAUCAUCUGUGGAGGUCACCCAGAGGCCCAGCCCUCUGGCUAAAGUCACUCCGCUCUCGCCGUAUCUUCACCGAUCAACGUCGACACACAAGACCAGAUCAGCAUCCACGUCUUUAAUGGACGAGGUGAGGUGUGGACAGAUCGGCAUGCAUCGACAGGCUCAGAGGUUAGCGGGGGUGUACGGCAACAGGUCCCGACGCCGGGCCAAUCCUCAGCCACAUCCUGACGCCGCUCAGCAGUUGGUUCUCCUUUACCCCAACAGUCCUGGGUAUCAGUACCACCCUGUUCUCCCCACCUUUCCCUUGUCUGGGUCCUCAGCACUCGGCCGUCAUCCGUACCUGAGCGACUACGUCACUGUGUCUUCCCUGGAAAGAUUCCCACAGGCCGGGAGGCGAGAUUACGUGGCAGUGGACAGUUUAGCUCGACCGUCUUUUUAUCCACUCAGCCACAGUUCGCCACCAAUUUCACCAAUCAGGAGAAAUCUCCGCCCCUGUAGCUUGGGUGGAGGUCUGGGAAGGAUUUACCAGCCGGGAACCAAUGGAGCGAGGUGGUUAGGAGGAGGACGGGUGGAGGCUGGACAUUACAGCGAUGACUCCAGUUUCCACCCAGGAUUACCACGUCGUGUCGCCAGCCAACCAGACGUCAAGUUCAACCUCUCCAGGAGUUCAAACCCCCCCUUCAGUGCCGCCUCUGAAUUCCGUCCCCUUGGGUAUUACCCACAUCUGACCCGUCCAUCCAGACCCACCUACCUCCCUCUGAGCUCCUCUCCUCUUCCUGAACGACCAACGUCACUGUACCUAAUCGGCGGCACUGGGGGGAGCUACAGCGACUCUGACCCCGAGGUUUUCUACCCUUAUUACCUACCAGCACCUCCUCCUCCACCACCUCCACCUUUAGGGAAGGUAGGUCGUUCUGCAGGACUAGCCAGGAUGAGGUUUUCCUCAGGGAGCCUUCAGCUGGAUGAGGAGGAGGAAGAAGAAGAGGAGGAGGAAAAGAAGGACGAAGCAAAAAAGAAGAAAAAUAAAGGGAAGACAAGAGAGGAAGAGGAAAAGACAGAUGAUAAAGACCAGAGCAAAGGCCCUGCAAAGAUCACCAAGAUCACACUGUAGGUGGGGAACCAGUUUGGACCGGUCUGGGUUAUGGGAUCAAAAGAGGAGGAAUCACAUGCAGA